Penicillium soppii is the source of this 1902-nucleotide messenger RNA. RefSeq names its product Zn(II)2Cys6 transcription factor. The transcript has 3 exons. The record is from RefSeq and is a predicted model, not a curated record. NCBI's taxonomy places the organism in Eukaryota, Fungi, Ascomycota, Eurotiomycetes, Eurotiales, Aspergillaceae. Gene Ontology annotation, molecular function: zinc ion binding; DNA-binding transcription factor activity, RNA polymerase II-specific. Bases 1 to 1902 code for a protein of 633 amino acids. Gene Ontology annotation, biological process: regulation of DNA-templated transcription.
AUGACCAAAGGUUGCUACACCUGCCGACGACGUCGCAUCAUCUGCGACAAUGGUCAACCGACCUGCCGGAAGUGUCGCGAUGCAGGGAAGGAAUGUCUAGGGUACCAAAAACCGCUUGUCUGGGUCAAAGGUGGUGUGGCUAGUCGAGGGAAGAUGAUGGGCCGCAGCUUCGAUGAUCCAGAGAAACCACCGAGCAAGCCGAAAUCCCAGGAAGCCUCCAAGGCACACCAUUCAACCGCGGCAAACCGCGGGUUUGGCUUUUUCUCUCUCGCCGAAUCCCAGUCCCCCUCCGAUGUCGAAUCGCAUAGCUCCGGGAAUCAGCCUAGCCCGGAGGCCGAUGGCUGGGCCUUUGAGACGGACAUUGCAAUCGUUGGGGACGAAAUUGCGCAAAUGGGAUUCAACUCGACCGAAGAGCAGGAUUCCGCAGUCGUUCAUGUCCCUCGAGGCACACCCCCCGCUGAUUAUACUCCAACGCCGUGGGGGCUAGUAGAUCCGCUUCUCAAAGAUCUAAGCCAGUUCUCCAGGUAUUAUGUUCAUCACUAUAAUCAAUAUAUGGUGAAUGACUUUGCGCUCUACUCCCAGCACAAAAAUCCUUUUCGGGAUCUUACUGCGUUGGUUAAUCACUCCCCAGUACUUGCGCACAGCAUCACAGCUCUUGGGGCCCUUCAUUACUCCCUUCUCUCGGAUUCGGACUCCUCCCUACUACCAUGGUCAUCGGGUAACGUGGCCAUGGCACAUUCGAACUUGUCAGUUGAAGAAAUUGAAGAAAUCGUUGCCCCGGCAAGUUCUCGGAAACCCUCAUCACAAGCAUAUCAGCAUUUCUUGGAAUUCAAACAGCGCGCCCUUCGCCAAUUAUCCCUGGACCUCCAGAAUCCGGCAAUGCAGAGAGACGGCAGAACACUAGCUGCUAUCGUUCUGCUUGCCUUUUUGGACAUUAUUGAAUCUGGUAGCGGGGCUUGGAGCUACCACAUCGAAGGCGCGAAAAAACUUCUCAAAGAACGGCCUGAGAAUGGCCUGGGACAGGGAAUUCUUGAUGACCUGGACGCAUUUGCGCUUGACGGGUGUCUAAUAAUGGAAAUCAUGGGAUCAACGCUAGCUCGUCCAGGCGCACUCUCAAAGCCCUUCUACUCCUCAUCCAUGGGACCCUCCAUCCUAAAACGCCUAGAAGAAAACUCCUGGGUAGGAUGUCCCGCCUACCUCCUAGAAGUGAUCUUCUUCGUACACGCCCUCUGGUAUCCAGACUCCGAAGUAGCCGCCGCAACACCGCACCCAACAGCCCUCCCAACCUCAAUCCAGCCAGGACAACCCCUCACCCUAGAAACCUUCGCUAGCCUCCUCCAGGGAAUCCGCAACUUCGACCCCAUAGCCUGGAGUCAAGACAUGCAAAAUGUAUUUUUCAUCCCAGACCUCACCUAUCGUCUUGCCCUGGCAACCUCCUACCAAGACGCAGUCUAUCUAUACACAAGCCGGGUGCUAUCCCGCUCGCGCGAAGGAUUCUCGCCCCCAUGGACAGACGUCGGCAUGCCUGCCGACCACCGGCUUAUAACUACAAACCUUAUUACGCAGAUCUGCCUCAUCCCCGCCUCGGAUCCGCAUUUUAAGUGUCUCAUUUGGCCGACUUUCAUCGCCGGCGCGGAGUGCCGCCCUUCGCAGCGGGCUCUUAUCCUUGAAAAACUGGGCUCGCUCUACGAGGCUCUUACCAGUGUCAAUGUUCGUAAUGCUGCGUGGGUGCUGCGUCUUAUGUGGCAGAAGCAGGAUCUUAAGCGUCGUGAGCGUGCGGGUGAACACACCCUUCCCGAUGAGAAUGCUAGGGCUGAUGGUGGCUAUGAUAAUGAUGAAGAUCUCAUGUUUGACUGGAUUGAUGAACUGGAUCACUCGCGCCUUGACUGGCUUUUUAUCUAA